Phalacrocorax carbo (great cormorant) is the source of this 1060-nucleotide messenger RNA. NCBI's taxonomy places the organism in Eukaryota, Metazoa, Chordata, Aves, Suliformes, Phalacrocoracidae. The record is from RefSeq and is a predicted model, not a curated record.
CUAACGCCGCUCCCCCGCCCGCGCUCGGCAGCACGCUGCCGGCCGCCGGCCCGGAGCACCGGGACUGGCCUUACCCCCCGCCCCGCCCCGAGCUCGGGAGGAACGGCAGCUCGCUGGUUCGGGGGCGCGGGAUCGGCCUGGGGGACCCCACAGGACCCCCCGCGACACCCGCUCCACCAGGAAAGACCCGGACCGGCGGCGGGAUCUCCCCGCGCAUGCGCGGGGGGGGGACGACGGCGACCGCACCUCCCUCCGCCCGGACCACCCCCCGCCCCUCAACACGCAUGCGCACAGAGAAGCACACCGCCUGCCCCGCCCACGCGCCCAGCGCCGGGCGGGGCCCGACCUCCGCACAUGCGCAGUUGUGUCCCAAAGGCGGUUUCCGGCCGCCACCGGGACCGCGCCUCCCUUUCUGCUCGCGGGCCGCCAUCAUGGUGUUCAAACGCUUCGUCGAGAUCGGCAGAGUUGCCUUCAUCGCCUUCGGGCCACACGCGGGCAAGCUGGUGGCCAUUGUGGACGUUAUCGACCAAAACAGGGCACUAGUUGAUGGCCCCUGCAGUGGUGUCAGAAGGCAGGCUAUGCCUUUCAAGUGCAUGCAGCUGACUGAUUUUGUUCUCAAGUUCCCACACAGUGCUCGUCAGAAGUGUGUGCGACUUGCCUGGGAGAAGGAAAAUAUAAACGAAAAAUGGGCAGCGACAAGAUGGGCGAAGAAGAUUGAAGCCCGAGAAAAGAAAGCCAAAAUGACUGACUUUGAUCGCUACAAGGUCAUGAAAGCAAAGAAGAUGAGAAACAGGAUCAUCAAGCAUGAAAUGAAGAAGCUCCAGAAGAUGGCUUCUAAGAAAGGCAAGAAGUCAGAUAAGCCAGAGAAGCCAGGGAAGCCAGAGAAGCCAGGGAAGGUGCAGAAGUCACAGAAGGUGCAGAAGGCACAGAAGGCGCAGAAAUAAAAAGAACUUCUAGUUAUGUAUGACUUUGUCCUUGUUCUGGUUCUUUAAAAUUAACAAAUGGUUAAACAUCUGGUUUAAAUUGUAAUCAUAAGUUCACUUUUGCUUCUGACCAAGAA